AUGCAGAAUGAGUUGAAUCCUCUUUUACUUUCUCAAAAUUCCAUUCGGUUCGCUACCAGAGUUGCUAUUUUCUUCAUCAUUCGUGAUGAACUCAUGGAAGCAAUUACCUGGAAACAUCCUGUGAAAUCCGUGUGUUUAGGACUAACAAUUACUCUUCUCUAUUUGCAUCCUGUCUCAUUUAGUGCAAUUUUAACAUUGAUUUUUAUUACAAUGAUGCCCAUCAGCCUUACUCAUGAUGUGACAACCAAUUUGCGCGAUUUGCAAAACUUUAUGGCUUCUUAUAGUUCCUCUUAUGAUCAAUUGGUGCAUUUCCGUCAAAAUUAUUACCAUUAUAUCUCCCCAUCCGCAAUCUCUUCCGUGCUUGUAAUUUCUUUAAUCAUCUUCCCUUUACUUGCCCUUUUGAGGAUUUCCAUUGACCGUUAUCUACCAGUUGGGCUCUGGAUUGUGCUCAUCGCCUUGCAUCCUCAGUUUCGAAGCUCUUUCUCCCAAUGGUAUUCCACGAGAAAAGACACACUUUCUUCAUUACAGCUCCGAAACGAAGUCGCUCAAGUUUGGAGACAUGUAGUGGAAAAAGAAGGUCAAAUCACCACUUUUUAUUCCCCUUCUCCGAAAGUAACCGAACCUCCACUUGUCCCUUCCCUCGAACUCAUAGAUCCUCCUGUUAAUUAUAGCUGGGCUCCCGAUAGUUCCUGGACAUUCCAUUCUCCCAACGAAUUUCGUCGGUUCGUUUACUGGAAUCCACAACCUGUCAAGCUCAAACGUACCUCAUCUGUACGAACUAGUUAA
Molecule: messenger RNA, 786 nt
Organism: Schizosaccharomyces osmophilus
Lineage: Eukaryota; Fungi; Ascomycota; Schizosaccharomycetes; Schizosaccharomycetales; Schizosaccharomycetaceae
Product: peroxin Pex28/29
Exons: 1
Coding region: 1-786 (261 amino acids)
Biological process (GO): peroxisome organization
Cellular component (GO): peroxisomal membrane
Source: RefSeq, a predicted model, not a curated record